Messenger RNA from Aspergillus steynii IBT 23096, 3283 nucleotides. It is a transcript of the gene mph1, whose product is annotated as 3'-5' DNA helicase. Gene Ontology annotation, biological process: replication fork reversal; double-strand break repair via synthesis-dependent strand annealing; interstrand cross-link repair. The transcript is spliced from 2 exons. Bases 446 to 3169 code for a protein of 907 amino acids. NCBI's taxonomy places the organism in Eukaryota, Fungi, Ascomycota, Eurotiomycetes, Eurotiales, Aspergillaceae. The record is from RefSeq and is a predicted model, not a curated record. Gene Ontology annotation, molecular function: ATP binding; four-way junction helicase activity; 3'-5' DNA helicase activity.
CAGUCAACAACUCACGCUCAGGUCGCAAUUCCUCCGGGCUGUCCGGCCCAACUUCUGCUGGUCGUUUGGUGGUUGGGAACUGGACUGCUGCUGGCGGCCAUAGAGUUGUAUGCGGUGUAAUUCCCCGAUCCGACCAGCAACGUCCUGGCCAAUCAUGGAUGCCUGCAGACGGCCGAGGGCUGUGAUGAGUUGACAGAGCGUCGGUACUUUCCACAACGCCCGUACUCUGCCCAGGGCUGCUCGAGCGUAAAGUCGUCCUCUGCGAUGGACUCGCGGGAAGUCGCAGUGAUCGCGACCAAUCAGAUCGCCCCAUUCACCGGCAUGCAAACGCGCCAAACACCCGCCGGUCCUCAGCACAUGAUGUCGCGACGCUGCGACGCGACUUAUCAACCGGACUUUUCCCCUCGUCCAGGCUGGUCAUUUCACGUUGUCAAAGCGUGUCAUCAUGUCCGCCUCCGACGAAGAGUUCUUCAGCGACAACAUGGACGACUUUUUGGUCGAUGACAGCGCCCUAGAGGCGUCCCCGUCGGAUCGGGGUUUUCCGCCGCCAGCCAAGAAGCGUCGUCUGGAUGCCGCUGGAUCCCAACUGUUCGACGACGACGAGACUGAUGAAUACGGCUCUGGCUCGGACCUGGCUUCUUUCAUUGACAAUGCCGGCUCCGACGACCUGCCGUCCCCCAGCCAAGCUCACGGGACCACCCUCGCCAAAUCGAAGCUCAAGGCGUUUGUCCCCAAGCAGCAGAACAGCAACCAGGAAAAUCUGUUUGUGACGCAGUUGACCCAACCUCCCUCGCCUCCGGAGAUGCUGCGGGGUCCACGUUGGCAAAAGCCCAAACCGGAGCCGCCCAAACCUGCAUCUCCAGCAGCGCAGCUUCCCACCGACGACGACGAAUUCGGCAAUGAUGACGAUCUGGAUGCUGCCAUCGCGGCCUCUUUUCAAUCAUACGAGGAAGAACAAACUCGUCAGGCCCCUGUCACCGACAAACCGGCUACGCCGUCAACUCGGAGUCUUUCCGGUGACCAGAAGUCGACCAAGUCCACCAAGACGACCAAGUCCACCAAGACGACCAAGACGAAUACGAACAAUGCCUCCGCAGACAUUUUCGAUGAGCUGCCAGACGACGCAUUCGACGACGUCGAUGAAUUCAUUGCGAAUCUUCCACCACCACUGCCCACGCCACAGAAAUCAAGCGGACGGCCUUUGACGUCCUCCAACCGUGUCGCUCGUCAAUCGACGCUGUUUGAUAUGGUUGGGCGGAAUCCGGCAAGCAAGUCGCCUCCCGGGGAAAGGACUUGGUAUCCGCCGGAAAAACACGGCGAGAAGCCGACGCAUCACAAGCUUGUCAAGGAGGCUCUCGAUACCUGGGUUUACCCGACAAACCUGGGCAAGACCCGAGAAUACCAGUUCAACAUUGCCCAACGAGGCCUGUACCACAAUCUUUUGGUAGCGCUCCCCACAGGUCUUGGUAAGACGUUCAUCGCUGCUACGGUCAUGCUCAAUUGGUAUCGGUGGACACAAGAUGCUCAAAUCUUGUUCGUCGCCCCGACCAAACCACUAGUGUCCCAGCAGAUCUCUGCCUGCUUGAAAAUCGCCGGCAUUCCCAGGUCUCAGACAAUCAUGCUGACCGGCGAUACUCCACCGGCCACCCGAGCGGAGCAGUGGAAAAGCAAGCGUGUAUUCUUUCUGACACCGCAGACCCUGAUCAACGACCUUAAGCACGGAUAUGCCGACCCGAAGCGGAUCGUCUUACUUGUCGUCGACGAGGCCCAUCGAGCGACUGGAGGUUAUGCUUACGUGGAAGUGGUAAAAUUCCUCCGACGAUUCAGCGAGAGCUUCCGUAUUCUGGCCCUGACAGCUACGCCGGGCUCUACCGUGGAAUCCGUGCAAGCGGUGGUUGACGGCUUGACUAUCUCCAAGGUCGAGAUUCGUACGGAACAAUCUCUCGACAUUCGGCAAUACGUGCACGCCCGAAACGUCGAGCGAGAGAUAUUCCAGAAUUCAGAGGAGUUGAUCCUGUGCAUGGAGCAUUUCUCCCGUGCUCUGCAGCCGAUGCUCGAUAAGCUGAGAGAACUCAAUGUCUAUUGGGCAACUGACCCCCUGACACUCCACCCGUAUUCACUCAACAGGGCUCGAACGGAUUGGAUGGCUACUCCAGCCGCUCGCAGGUGCCAGAUGGGGUUCAGGAUGAUGGUCAACACGGUAUUCACCGUCCUUGCCAGCUGUGCCCACGGCCUUGAACUACUGAAGUAUCAUGGGAUUACGCCUUUUUAUCGGCACCUGCUGAGCAUGCAGUCCAACGAAACCGGCCUGAAAAAUGGCAGAUAUAAGAGAGAACUCAUGGAGGAUGAGAACUACCAAAGACUCACCGGUUACCUCAAGGCGUGGACGAAGAACCCCGAAUUCAUUGGCCAUCCGAAGCUGCACUAUCUCAAAGAAGUAGUCUUGAACCACUUUCUGGAUGCCGGGGAAGGACAGGACGGAAAUACCAGGGGUCCCACCCGAAUCAUGAUCUUUGUCCAUUUCCGAGACAGUGCUGAAGAGGUGACGCGGGUCCUAAAGAGACACGAGCCCAUGAUCCGACCCCACCUCUUCGUCGGCCAGUCCAAAGCCAAAGGCUCGGGCGGCAUGAACCAGAAAACGCAGCUCGAGGUCGUGCAGAAGUUCAAAGACGGGGUGUACAAUACGCUCGUGGCGACCUCGAUUGGUGAGGAAGGCCUGGAUAUCGGUGAGGUUGAUCUCAUUGUCUGUUACGACGCCUCUGCCUCGCCAAUCCGCAUGCUCCAACGUAUGGGUCGGACGGGCCGAAAGAGGGCGGGAAAUAUCGUGGCGCUACUCAUGCAGGGGAAAGAAGAGGAAAGGUUACUCUCGGCCAUAGACAACUACGAGAAAAUGCAAGAGAUUAUAGCUAGUGGCAAACGCUUCACCUUCCACAACGACCUGUCGCCACGCAUUCUGCCGCCGGGGGUUCGUCCCGCUGUCAAGAAGCAAAAAGUCGAUAUACCCGCCGAAAAUGACACCGACGAGCUGCCGGAACCGAAGAAGACCCGCAAAGCAACUAAAAAGCCCCCCAAGAAAUUUCACAUGCCGGACAACGUCGAGACCGGUUUCACCAAGGCGUCGGACCUCGCCGCUGGUCGCACGCGAAAAUCCAAGGCAAAGCGAGCUUGACCUGUAUUACGGCAACGUCGGCGAGACCAGUCCGCAGUUCAUCCGACCUCCUCGCCAUGACGCUUUCCCCAAGCUGCAGUCAGUGUCAAGGCCGACAAAGGCCGUGAAGCAUGG